UAAAAUUUCUUGAAGUAAUCAAGCCCUUCUGUGUUAUCUUGCCUGAAAUCCAAAAGCCAGAACGGAAGAUUCAGUUUAAGGAAAAGGUACUAUGGACAGCUAUCACACUCUUCAUCUUUUUAGUAUGCUGCCAGAUUCCCUUGUUUGGUAUCAUGUCAUCAGACUCGGCAGAUCCUUUCUACUGGAUGAGAGUGAUUUUGGCGUCAAAUAGAGGUACGUUGAUGGAGCUGGGUAUUUCACCUAUUGUCACUUCUGGGCUCAUCAUGCAGCUCUUGGCAGGUGCCAAGAUAAUUGAAGUUGGUGACACCCCAAAGGACAGAGCUCUCUUCAACGGAGCACAGAAAUUGUUUGGAAUGAUCAUUACCAUCGGACAGUCUAUUGUCUAUGUAAUGACUGGAAUGUAUGGAGACCCAUCUGAGAUGGGUGCUGGUAUCUGCUUGCUUAUCACAAUUCAGCUUUUUGUUGCUGGAUUGAUAGUUCUGCUGUUGGAUGAGCUCCUGCAGAAAGGAUAUGGUCUUGGUUCUGGCAUCUCUCUCUUCAUUGCUACCAAUAUCUGUGAGACUAUUGUGUGGAAGGCAUUCAGCCCCACCACGGUGAACACAGGGCGAGGCAUGGAAUUUGAGGGAGCCAUCAUUGCUCUGUUCCAUCUUCUGGCUACUCGUACAGACAAAGUCAGAGCUCUUCGUGAGGCCUUUUACCGUCAGAAUCUCCCCAACCUUAUGAAUCUGAUUGCCACCAUCUUUGUCUUUGCUAUUGUAAUUUAUUUCCAGGGCUUCAGAGUGGAUCUUCCUAUCAAAUCUGCUCGCUACCGUGGCCAGUACAACACCUACCCUAUCAAGCUGUUCUACACUUCCAACAUUCCCAUUAUUCUUCAGUCUGCCCUGGUGUCAAACUUGUAUGUCAUCUCCCAGAUGCUUUCUGCUCGCUUCAGUGGCAACUUACUGGUUAGCCUGUUGGGCACUUGGUCUGACACGUCAUCUGGAGGCCCCGCUCGUGCCUAUCCAGUUGGUGGACUUUGUUAUUAUCUGUCACCUCCAGAGUCCUUUUCUUCAGUGUUAGAAGACCCUGUACAUGCAGUUGUUUAUAUUGUAUUUAUGUUGGGCUCCUGUGCUUUCUUCUCGAAGACAUGGAUUGAAGUCUCUGGCUCCUCUGCCAAAGAUGUUGCCAAACAAUUGAAAGAACAACAAAUGGUAAUGCGAGGCCACAGAGAAACUUCAAUGGUACAUGAACUAAACAGGUACAUCCCUACAGCUGCUGCAUUUGGUGGUCUCUGUAUUGGCGCCCUCUCUGUGUUGGCAGACUUCCUUGGGGCAAUUGGGUCUGGAACUGGAAUUUUGCUCGCUGUCACUAUCAUUUAUCAGUACUUUGAAAUUUUUGUAAAGGAACAGAGUGAAGUUGGCAGUAUGGGAGCUCUUCUUUUCUAAACCUAGCUCCUCAUGGACCUGGGAAAGAGGGGACGAACAUUCUCACAAUAUAGCCAGUCAGGUGAAAAGAAGUAAUGUAAACUUGAUAAUGUCAUUCUAUAGGAACACGUAUUUUAAUAAUGUUUCCAAAGCGCAUUCCCUUAUGUUCAAACUUUUCUAGCAUACUGUUUGCAUUUUAUAAAUUGAUGAGGAAAAAUGUGCAAAAAAAAUUUUUUUUAAGAAAAUUAUUUUUUAAUUAGGUGUUAGGAAAAUCAGCUUUCUGAAUUGGAUUUAGUUCAAUGACUCUUGAAAUUUUUUUGAGCCCCU
Molecule: messenger RNA, 1730 nt
Organism: Pelecanus crispus (Dalmatian pelican)
Lineage: Eukaryota; Metazoa; Chordata; Aves; Pelecaniformes; Pelecanidae
Source: RefSeq, a predicted model, not a curated record